Messenger RNA from Nymphaea colorata (pocket water lily), 1990 nucleotides. RefSeq lists its product as uncharacterized. The record is from RefSeq and is a predicted model, not a curated record. Gene Ontology annotation, molecular function: oxidoreductase activity. Bases 227 to 1852 code for a protein of 541 amino acids. The transcript has 13 exons. Lineage: Eukaryota; Viridiplantae; Streptophyta; Magnoliopsida; Nymphaeales; Nymphaeaceae.
GGUCAGGCAUUCUGCAAGAGAGCGCAGGCCAUUGAAUCGAUGAGUGCGUGGCCUCGUCUUGCUCCAGGCUAUGGAAGCCAAGAACGAUGCGUCUAUGCCUACCAUUCGUUUGCAUAUUAAUUGAGACCAUUCAUAUCAUCAAAUAUGGAAAUAUGAGAAUGGAUGCAUCCUUAACCUUUCUUUCUGUAUAGAGAUCCCGUUGGCAUUAUUCAGCGAAAUCUGAGAGAUGUGGGCGUGCGGUUCUAGCUCUACGUUUUUGGCUUCUGCCCUCGGUAUCAGAAGGAUCAGAACACAAGGGCGAUCCGCCGUCUAUACUUUAGAAGCUUCCAUUACAGAUUGCCACGAUUCUGAGUCUAGUGGGCCCAGGAAAGUGGUGGUUGUUGGCACCGGUUGGGCUGGACUUGGAGCUGCUCACCAUCUCUGCAAACAAGGAUUUGAAGUUACUGUAAUUGGUGGCCAUGGCGGUAGUUCAGUGAGCUCGGAGGAUUCAAUUUUUGACCGUUUUGAUGCAUCAUUGAUUCACGCAUUCAGGCAGCCGUCUCGCAACAUAUUUACUCUCUGUAAUGAGCUAGAGAUACAGCCGUUCACGAAUUUGAUGACUUCAGCAGUAUACUCAUCAGAGAGCCUGGAGGUAAAAUUCCCUAUUUUUCAGAAUGUUCCUCGAUUGCCAAGUCCUCUAGGGACCUUUGUCUAUCCAGAGUUCCUUAACCUCUCAUUUUUUGAUCGUUUAACUCUCCUGCCCCUCAUCAGUGCAGUCAUUGACUUUGAUAACACUGAUCGUGCCUGGAGAAAAUACGAUUCUUUGACUGCAAGAGAGCUUUUUAGACAGGUUGGCUGUUCAGAAAAACUUUAUAGGGCUGUCAUCAACCCAAUGAUUCAAGUUGGAUUGUUUGCUCUCGGGGAACAAUGUAGUGCAGCAGCAUUAUUAGGAAUGAUGUACUAUUUUAUGCUUGCUCAUCAGCAAGAUUUUGAUGUUGUUUGGUGCUCUGGAUCAAUUGGAGAGAAAAUUUUCAGGCCUUGGAUGGCAUUUAUGGAAGAGAAAGGUUGUCAGUUUCUUAAAAGCAGAAGGAUAACUGAUUUUUCUUUGAAUGAAGAAACUGGAAAAAUUUCAGAAUUAAUAUGUGGAGAUGAGACUUUUCUUGUCGAUGCCAUAGUAUUUGCUGUUGGAGUUACUGAACUCCAACACGUCAUCGCUGCUAGCACUCUGCUGCAAUCUAGGAAAGAGUUUUUGGAUGUGUACAACUUGAGAGCAGUUGAUGUUAUUGCAGUGAGAUUAUGGUUUGACAGGAAGGUAAAAAUCUUAAGGGCAGGAAAUAUUUACUCCGGAGUAGAUGAUUCAGCUGGAUGGGCUUUUUUUGAUUUGAAUUCUCUCCAUGAAGAAUACAAGGACGAAGCAGGUUCAGUUAUAGAGGCUAACAUUUAUCAUGCAAACCAAUUCUUACAUCUUCAAGAUGAGCAAGUGGUAGCCAAAGUGAGAUCGGUUCUAUCAAGCUGCAUUGAGGGAGUUGAAGGAGCGGCCGUGGUGAAGCAUCUAGUUCUUAGAUGUCCUGAAACUGCUACACUUUUUUUUCCUGGUUCUUAUAAGUUCAUGAUGCGUGGAUCAACAAGCUUUCCGAACCUGUUCAUGGCUGGAGAUUGUAUUGUCAAUCGACAUGGCUCAUGGUCACAGGAGAAGGCAUAUGUUACUGGACUUGAGGCAGCCAACAAUGUUGUAGACCAUCUUGGAGAAGGUGAGUUUGCAAAGAUCAUUGCUGUGGAGGAAGAUGAACCACACAUUGAAGCUUUACGUAGUCUCAAUAGAAAUGUCAAUGAUAUAAGAUCUCAGGUGCCAUUAUUUGACUAUCUUAUCUAAAGUUACAUAUUUUUUUCAUUGUUCAAUGCAUCUAUGCCACAGUUCAUGUAAAUUUUUAUCAAACUUCUCUAUUUUUAUUUUGCAUUAUGUGUACUUGUAUAGAGGUUCAUUAAAUGUUAUUCAUUUUGAUGAAGUAAA